Molecule: messenger RNA, 2502 nt
Organism: Saccharomyces eubayanus
Lineage: Eukaryota; Fungi; Ascomycota; Saccharomycetes; Saccharomycetales; Saccharomycetaceae
Exons: 1
Coding region: 1-2502 (833 amino acids)
Biological process (GO): protein polyubiquitination; protein monoubiquitination
Cellular component (GO): ubiquitin ligase complex
Molecular function (GO): ubiquitin-ubiquitin ligase activity
Source: RefSeq, a predicted model, not a curated record
AUGCAAGAAUCAAGAGAGAACCAGAAUAGCUUUGCGGCCUCUCGAAGAGAAUCCUCCUCAUCUACACUCUUAGGGACAGUUUCAUUUGAAGGGCUGAAAAAUGGCCCAUCCAGGGAAAAUAACGAUGACACUGGCAAUACAUAUAAUGGGUUGAGCAAACUUCAGGAUGAUAACGCUGCUCCGCCAGAUCUUCUGCCAUCAUUUGAACUGUAUGAAAACUUGCACAGUAAUAUACCUCAGUCCAGUUUUGAUUCUUACUUUCAUGAAGGACCACCUUAUUACGAGGACGCUGCUGGCAGCCGAGACUCUUCCGUAGACGUACUUUGUCGGCCUAAUUUUGAGAGGAUUAGCGGUAAUACCGCUAGCUCAGAAAAUUCUGAGACGGGCCUCAAUACCCAACAGUUGCCCUCUGAUUCUUCACACUCUCACUCUUCUAAUACUCCGGCUUCUAAUUAUGUUGGUACAAAAAAUAUACCAGUUGAAAGAAUAUACGCUCUGCCUAGAGUUAAAACUUCUAUAGCCAUCGAGCUGUACGUUACAAAGACUGCUCCGAAGUUUGGGCAGACUCCAAAAUACGAGAGCAUGCUAAAAGAAUUUACGUCUGGUGACAUAAUCCAUGGAUAUUUUACGGUAGAGAACAAAUCGUCCAAAACAAUAAAAUUCGACAUGUUUUAUUUGACCUUAGAAGGUACGGUAAGUUCAAUAACAAAAUCAUGUCUUGGAAAUCGAAAAACAACGAAAAGGUUUCUACGAAUGGUAGAUUUGGCUGCGAGUUGGUCAUAUAAUCAGGAGGAUAUGAAUACUCACGAGAAUCUCUGCGGAUAUAUUGAUUCGAUUGAUCACACAAAAUUUGGACUAACUAACGCUAGAACUCUAAAUCCAGGCGAUAAACGUAAGAAAUUUUUCACAUUUAAGAUUCCAAACCAAUUACUAGAUACAACGUGCAAACACGGGCACUUCCCACAUUCACUUCUACCUCCGAGUUUGGGCUUUCACAGACCGCUCGGCUCUAAUGGAGAUGUCGCUAAUUUGAAGCCUUCACGCAGUUUGGGUUAUGGUCGUUUGUCAGAAAAGGGUUCACAACUUUCACUGAUUGACAAUUCCUGUGGUAACCUUGUCGAUUACUCAAUAAAUGGUAUGCUUGUAGGAAAAGAUACAUCCGGGGGUAUGUGCGUGGUUGGUGAGAGUAAAUAUAGUAUCAGAAUAAUUCCGUUUGGUUUUGACUCCAAACCCAUCAGUGAGAAGAAGUGUCUCAAAGAUUUGGAAAAUUUCGAUGCCGCAGUUACAAAGAGACUAGAAAAAAUAAGAAGUAUUCUCUCCAAAUCAAAACGAACAAUUUCAAUCAAUGAGGAGGAUAUUCGGGGAGCAAACGAUCAGGCAACGUCGCCAAGAAGGAAGUAUUUGUGGAAUCCUGAGCCUGGAAAUGUUGAGAGUGGAGAAUUUGAAAAGAAAUCCUAUUCUGAAGAAGGCAUCAUCGAAUCUGAAAUGAGCUACUCGACGACCUCCAUUAUUAACACGGGUCUUAAAAGUAUAUUUCGUAAAGGCUUAUAUAACACGCCCUCAUCUCAGCUGGAGAAUUCUACCGAGAAAAAUGGACUGAUAAUGAUAAAAGUAAAGCUUCCCAGUAGCUCUUUGCCAUAUUGGAGCCCUACUUUAAUUCAAAAGCAGAAUGUGUUCUCCAUGAAAAACAAGCAAGGCCAACAAAACUGGUCAGAUUUGAGAAACCUCCUCUCGAGUGAAGAAGGAGAAAAAUUGGAGAGUCUACAAAUAGAGCUCGUAUGUGUUCAGGCGGCUAACAACGUUCCCCAUGAGCCUCCUAACCUUACUAGUUCACAGAUAGAACUGGUUUGUUUAACAGAAAAAACAGAAGACUGUAAACCAGUGGAGUUUCACUCUGACCUGCUUUUGAAUGAGCGCAGGUAUAACGAAGUUAAAAAAGGGUUCCAAGAAAUGUUGGAAACCGUUAAGACGUACUGUGACGAUUUCUCUCAUAAUCAAACAAGGAUUAACUCGCUCCUUACUGAAGAUGCAGAAGCAAGUCUGGGUAAUAAGGAACUCGUGUUUUCUAGUUUGAUGCCGUUGAGUGUAAUAAAUGACGUACAAGCCUUAGCUCAUAUGGAAGUUGAUGUUGCUGUAAUAAAGAAUGCAUUGGAAUCAAAAUUGGUUGCGGCAAAGAAUGUGCACUCUAAUGCUUCAUCUUCCAGUAUGAUUCCACAAGCAUCUCGCAGCAUAAUAAAGAACGCUUCACCAAGCAGUCGUGGCUCGAUAUUCUCGCAUGCGAAAUCAAAUGAAUGGAAUCGCGUCAAUACAACAGAAUAUAGGAAAACACUAUCAUUGCAUGUAAAAUUUAACGAUGAAUAUAAAGGUACUUUAGUGCCUAGUUUCCGAAACUGUCUAUGCUCUAGAUCUUAUUUCCUUCGAGUAAAACUUUACUUCGAUAAAGGCGCAGGGACGUCUCAGAUUGACGUUCCUAUCCAAAUCAGAAACUCACACAUCAAUUAG